This is a messenger RNA of Lasiosphaeria miniovina, 618 nucleotides long. RefSeq lists its product as uncharacterized. The transcript has 2 exons. NCBI's taxonomy places the organism in Eukaryota, Fungi, Ascomycota, Sordariomycetes, Sordariales, Lasiosphaeriaceae. The annotation marks the transcript as partial. The record is from RefSeq and is a predicted model, not a curated record.
CCCAAAGGCCACGCAGCCCAAGACGCCACCGUCACGUUGCCAUCCCUGCAUGAGGCCGUGCUGGCAGCCACGGCAGGCCUCAUCCGCCCGCUGCCGUGGUUCAAUCACUCCGCCGGACUCGACGGAGAAGCCACCGUCAUCGACGAAUACCCGACCAACAUCAUGGCCCUCUUCCAGUGCCUCAACAGCCAUUGCGGCCGCGCGGGCUGGGGCAGUAUGAAAGUGGGGAUCCUGACCCGGCGCGGCGGGGCCGGGGCCGGGGCCAUGGGCUACGACGCGCUCGUGUUCAACCAACGCUGCAAGGGGCGCAACAGGCUCGGCGCCAUGGUGGUGAACGAGGACGUUUAUGUCGAGCGUGUCGCGUACUGGAUGAAGAAGUAGGCUGGCGUGCCCAUAGCGCCGCAAGUGUACGCUCCGAGGCUGCUUGGGCCGAAGCACGAGUCGGAGCUCUGCGAAGCUUGCAAGGCGGGAUAUUGCAUGCGGCCUGCAAAGGUGGGGAUGUUCUAGAUGGCUGAUGGGACUGUGGGAAGAUUGUUCUGGAGGGGCGAGAUGCAGGAGUUGUGUACCGGAAUUUAAUUCACUUUCUGUCUUCGUCUCUUUCUCUUCCGUCUUCUUUCA